AUUAUUUACUCCAACCGUGUCAAGCCAAGCACGUGCGUUUUGAGUCUUUUGGAUUAUCUGAAAACAUUUUUUUCUAAUUGUGCGUAAUUCAAGCAAAUAAUUGGAUAUUCCAAAAAAAUAAACAACGGUAAGGGAAUCUACACAAGAUGGUGCGCAGAUUAAGGAAAACCAAGAAAAAUCAGAAGUAUAACUAUAAUCGGAAUCGAAAAAGGCUAAACAAAAAAAUACAGGGCACCGGAACAGUGAAAUGUCCUGAUAUAAAGGAUGAUAUCGACUUCCGCAAAAAUCUUAACAUCAACAUUUCGGAAAUGGGUUUGGCAUUCGAUGUGAAUAAAGCGAUUCCGGUGCCGAACGCCAAACGCGAGCGCACUAAACUUGCUCAGUACGUGAACGGUUUCCUAGUGGAAGAUGCCUCCGAGUCGGAUUCAGAAGGACACAAAGCUCCGCCAAAAAUACAUGUCGCCGAACGUCUGGAAAAACAAUCCAAGGAAUUUGUGGAGAUCCGUUUCCGACUUUCGAGGGGUACAGUUAAAUUUGUUACCGGAAUGAUCGACAUGUAUGGGUUCAACUACAAGGCUAUGGCACAGGAUAGGCGAAACUAUGAUCAGGAAACCUGGAGACAAAUAAGGCAAAAAGUGCGUCGAUUUUUAACCAUUCCGCAGCAGAGCACACCUUAUUUGAAGCGAAAGGGAUGGUUAGAUUGUGAUAUGGAUGAUCCCAGUGAUCCACGGUGGAAGGAGUACGGCACUGAUGAUGAGGUAUGAUGAAAAAUAAUAACAUAUAUUUUUAAUCAAUAUAAAACAAA
Molecule: messenger RNA, 805 nt
Organism: Armigeres subalbatus
Lineage: Eukaryota; Metazoa; Arthropoda; Insecta; Diptera; Culicidae
Product: nucleolar protein 16
Exons: 2
Coding region: 147-764 (205 amino acids)
Biological process (GO): ribosomal large subunit biogenesis
Cellular component (GO): nucleolus
Source: RefSeq, a predicted model, not a curated record